Molecule: messenger RNA, 2103 nt
Organism: Paramisgurnus dabryanus
Lineage: Eukaryota; Metazoa; Chordata; Actinopteri; Cypriniformes; Cobitidae
Product: calpain-2 catalytic subunit-like
Biological process (GO): proteolysis
Cellular component (GO): cytoplasm
Molecular function (GO): calcium-dependent cysteine-type endopeptidase activity; calcium ion binding
Source: RefSeq, a predicted model, not a curated record
AUGAGCAACAUUGCAGAGGUUCUUGCUAAAAGGCAGGAUAGAGAAGACGGUGUUGGGACAAACAAGAAACCGAUACAAUUUAACCAACAGGACUACGAGAGUCUGAAACGUGAAUGUUUGGAGAAAAACACAUUGUUUUGUGAUCCGACCUUCCCUGCGGGUUCUGAGUCUCUGGGCUACAAUGAACUGGGACCAAAUUCCUCCAAGGCACAAGCAGUGGAGUGGAAAAGACCAAAGGAGUUGUGUGCAAACCCUCAGUUUAUUGUGGAUGGUGCCAAGCGGACUGACAUCUGCCAAGGGGAAUUGGGUGACUGUUGGCUUAUGGCAGCCAUUGCCUCUUUGACUCUAAACCACAACAUUCUGGAGCGUGUUGUUCCACCUGAUCAGAGCUUUUCGGACGGUUACGCCGGCAUCUUUCACUUUCAGUUAUGGCAGUAUGGUGAAUGGGUGGAUGUUGUCGUUGAUGACAGUCUGCCUACCAGAAAUGGACGACUGCUGUUUGUUCGUUCAGCAGAGGGUUCAGAGUUCUGGAGCGCCCUGCUGGAGAAGGCCUAUGCAAAGCUCAACGGCUCGUAUGAAGCUCUGAAUGGUGGCCUCAGCACUGAAGGUUUUGAGGACUUUACAGGAGGUAUUGCUGAGAUCUAUAAGCUGAGUGAAGCCCCUCAACAUCUGUUUAAGAUCAUUCAGAAAGCACUUGGGUUGGGCUCCCUGCUUGGGUGCUCAAUUGAUGCUACCAGUGCAAAUGAAAUGGAGGCAGUGACCAGCCUAAAGCUGGUAAAAGGACAUGCAUACUCUGUCACUGGUGCAGAGGAGGUUCAUUGCCUCGGAUGUCCGGUGCAGCUGGUGCGUCUUAGAAACCCGUGGGGUCAUAAGGAGUGGAUGGGUGCAUGGAGUGACAACUCCAGUGAGUGGAAUAAUGUCCAACCGGAGGAGAAAGCGAAACUGAAUUAUUCAGCUGAGGAUGGAGAAUUCUGGAUGGCAUAUUCAGACUUUGUGCAGAAUUUCUCAAUGCUGGAGAUUUGUAAUCUGACUCCAGACACUUUAACCAGUGAAGAGGUGGGUCACUGGAACUACUGUCAGUUUGACGGCAACUGGAUAGUGGGAUCCACCGCAGGAGGCUGCAUUAACAAUAGAGAUAUGUUCUGUUCAAACCCUCAGUUUGUGAUCAAGCUUGAGGAUGUUGAUGAUGACCCUUAUGAUGGAGAAGAUGGUUGCACUUUGCUGGUGGGACUAAUGCAGAAAGAUGGCCGCAAAGAUAAACGCAUUGGGCGAUCUCUGAAUUCCAUUGGCUUUGCCAUCUAUCAGGUUCCAGAUGAGUACAAGGGUCGCAGUAAUGUUCAUCUUGGCUCGGAUGUGCUGCUGAGUAGAAACCAGGUUCCAGGCAGCAACAACUUCGCCAACCUGCGAGAGAGAAGCGAGCGCUUUAAGUUGCCUCCUGGAGAAUAUGUCAUCAUCCCCUCCACUUUUGAGCCCAAUCGCCAAGGAAGUUUUAUACUGCGUGUGUUUACAGAGAAAGAGGCGGCCGCCAGCCCAAUGGAUGUUAAUAUCACUGCAAAUAUUAUAAAGGAUCACAUUUCUGACAGUGAAGUGGACCCAAGUUGUAAAGAGCUUUUUAUGCAAUUUGCUGGAAAUGACUCAGAGGUGUCUGUGAAGGAGCUACAGCAGUUGCUGAAAAAAUUUGUGUCUGAAAGAACUGAUAUCAAGUCUGAUGGUUUCAGUAGGGAAACGUGUCGUCACAUUAUCAGCCUGCUAGACAAAAAUGGCAGUGGCAAACUUGUUCUGGUGGAGUUUCACAAACUGUGGAUAAAGAUCCAGAAAUAUUUGGAAAUUUUUAAGAAACACGACACAGACAAGUCUGGCACUAUGAGUUCAUAUGAGAUGAGAGAUGCAGUAAAAGAUGCAGGGUUCCAAGUGAACGGUGAAGUACUUCAGGUGAUAAUCUCACGUUAUGCCAAUAAGCAACAAGCCAUUGACUUUGAUAACUUUGUGGGCUGCCUGAUCCACUUGGAGAUGCGCUUCACAACUUUUCAAUUGUUCGAUAAGAAGAAUACUGGGAAAAUUGAUCUGGAUAUCCAGCAGUGGCUUUGCUUGACCCUCGAUUAA